AUGGCAGGCGGGGGAAGCAAUGACGUCUAUGUGCGCAACGAGACACGGAGCGCCUUCGCUGCGGACGACUUCUCGGUGAUGCUGCCCAGCAGUGAGCGAUGUGAGAACACGGUGGCCCUAGGGUCCCUGUUGCUUCUUGCGAACAAAGACCUGGUAACUGAAAGAGUGGUCCGGCGCGCAUAUUGCGUCGGGCGCGGGGAUCCCCCUUCAAAAUUGCGAUCGUACCCUGCGACAAGCCGCCAGCGAAGCGAGCAGGAUGGCAUCGUCCGCGUCUUUGUGUCGCGCUUCUUCAAUCGCAUCGGAGAAUCCCUGCCAACCAAGCACGAGGUUCGCUGUCGCGGAUGGCGCGGACUACUGGAAGACGAUGUGACUCCGCACGACGGCUGCCAAAUCGAAGAGCGUCUCUUCUAUUCUGACAGCGUCAGCGACGACUUGCUCUGGCUGGACGAACCUGGCUCGGAGAUUCAUGAGAUGCCGAAUCCGCUCUUGUUCCGAUUCUCCUGGGAUGACAUUCAGGAGUUCCCUAUCGAGUUCAACGACCGGACAGGCGAGAGGUACUACUACGUGGAUUAUGAAGUCAUAUUAAAGCAAGACCACGAUGACAUGACCUUCUCCAUCACGAUCCCUCGCUCUGGGCGUGGGGGAAAAGGCGCCAAUGAAUAUGGUGACAAUCCCCUGUAUCAGGAAGGGUCAUACGAUUGUUCUGGUGACUUCAAAUUGGUCAAUACGGUCGGCGACACUAGCAUGCCGCUGUGA
This is a messenger RNA of Capronia coronata CBS 617.96, 756 nucleotides long. RefSeq lists its product as uncharacterized. The transcript has a single exon. The coding region runs from base 1 to 756 and encodes 251 amino acids. The record is from RefSeq and is a predicted model, not a curated record. NCBI's taxonomy places the organism in Eukaryota, Fungi, Ascomycota, Eurotiomycetes, Chaetothyriales, Herpotrichiellaceae.